CUCUAAACACAGCAUGUUCGAAAGCAUCCAAAUCAAGAUCCAAAAUGACCGACGAGAUGAAUUCGAGCAUAUGUGAUGCUAUUCAAAGAGAACGAAACAUCCCGGAAGAAGUCGUGUCCAGUCGAGUGACGGCUAUGCUCAACGCUAAUUCCUUCUACGGCAUCACUCACUCCCAGUCAUAGCAACGCCUAUUCGCCCUCUCCCAUAGAAACGCCUACCCACUCUCACUCCACCCCACAUCAACCCAACCCAUCACGCCGCUCCACCACAACAAUGGGCCAGUCCAAAGACCUCCCGAACGGCAAGCUACAGCUAGUUCUCAGUUACUUCCGCACAACCCGCGUCGCGCACACCCUCAAGGACCUCGAGAAAUCCCUCCCCCCUGCAGCUGGGAUCUCCGGGAUGCUGGUGAAAGAGUACAUCGCAGCACUAGUUGCAGAGAGUCUCAUCAGCGUUGAGAAAAUCGGUUCCGGAAACUGGUACUGGAGUUUCCCCGCCGACGCGGUACGGCAGAAGCUGAACCUCCUCGCUGAGGCGACGAAGGAGAGGGAUAAGGCAAGGGCGGCGUUAGAGAACGUGCAGGCGAUGAUGCAGGAGGAGAAGGAGAGAAUUGCUGGGGGCGAGGGAGGCGGCGACAGGCUUGAGCUGGUGGAUAGGUUGAGGGAGGCUGAGGACAGAAGGGAGGCGGCUAGGGAGGAGUUGAAGGAGAUUAGGAGCACUAAGGGAGCGGAGGUGGCGUUGAGUGAGAAGGAAAAGCUGAGGCUGAGCGUGAAUGAGAUGAUCGAUAAUAUCUACGCGCUCGAGAAGCUCCUCAAGGAUAGUGGCAAGGAACAGGAGGUGAUUGAUAAGAUCCGCCAGACUUUGGGGAUCGAGGAGGAGCUUGAUUACAUGGAUUGAUGGCGCUGGGAUGGGUGGUAAUCCAUUGAUGGCGGGGUUUUCGACGUUUGGUUGGAUUCGAUUUGAUUCGCUUUGCUGAUUUGAUUUGCGGGGAAAUAUUGGUCAUGCGUUGUGUCUGGAAUGAAUAGAAUCUCAAGGAACCCAUGGACGCUGGAAAUACCUAUUACUUCUCUCCAAAGCCUCCG
Molecule: messenger RNA, 1082 nt
Organism: Tricharina praecox
Lineage: Eukaryota; Fungi; Ascomycota; Pezizomycetes; Pezizales; Pyronemataceae
Product: meiotic nuclear division protein 1
Exons: 2
Coding region: 274-897 (207 amino acids)
Source: RefSeq, a predicted model, not a curated record